AUGAGGAACAUAACCUCAUUGACGCUCCUGGCUUUGGUGACGAUCGCCUGCGGUAUUCGUUUCCACGUACCCGCAAAUAAUAAGAAAUGCAUGAAAGAAGAAAUUCAUAAAAAUAUCGUUGUUACCGGUGAAUACGAGUUCAGCGAAGGAAUCGGCUAUACAGGCAGUGUCCAUGUGACAGACACACGAGGACAUACGCUGUACAAACGGGAGAAGUUCAGCGAUUUGAAGGGAAAGUUCGCUUUCACAGCGGAUGAGUACGACAUUUUCGAAAUCUGCAUCAGCAAUCAUGCUCCUAUUACGACAGGUCAUGUACAACCCCGAGAGGUAUCAUUGAAGAUGAAACAUGGAGUCGAAGCGAAAAACUACGAGGAUCUCGCCAAAGCAGAGCAGCUGAAGCCGCUUGAGGUCGAAUUGCGACGUCUAGAAGAUCUGUCCGAUCAAAUUGUGAAAGAUUUCGCCUUCAUGCGACAGCGAGAAGAGGAGAUGAGAAACACAAACGAGUCCACAAACAGCCGUGUAUUGUACCUAUCUAUUUUCUCUAUGCUUUGUCUUCUGGCCUUGGCUAUAUGGCAGGUGAUGUUCUUGCGCAACUAUUUCAAGGCAAAGAAGCUCAUUGACUGA
Messenger RNA from Haemonchus placei, 624 nucleotides. Lineage: Eukaryota; Metazoa; Nematoda; Chromadorea; Rhabditida; Trichostrongylidae. The record is from the annotation of a GenBank genome assembly.